GAUUUACUGAUCUGUGCUGUGGCUGCGUUCAUACGAGGUCAGCAGCUCACAAAGACAGACCAGUCUGCAGCAUCCAGCUAUGUGCCUGUGAAGAGGAACCCAUCCAAAAUGGAUCCUAAAGAAUCCACAACUGAACCAGGACCUUCAGACUCAAACAGGAUCCCACAGAGACUGGGAAGUGGACCUGGAUCUGAACCCAGCCUUGCGCCCCACAAAAGUUACUAUUCAAAAGAUUUUAAUCCUGACUUCAAAGACAUCAGUCCAGGAGUGGAACACAGGAUCCAACAGAGACUGGGAAGUGGACCUGGAUCUGAACCCAGCCUUGUGUCCUUUAGAAGUGACAAGUCAAGAGAUUUUAAUCCUGACUUCAAAGACAUCAGUUCAGGAGUGGAACAAGGUCAGCAGUUCACAAAGACAGACCAGUCUGCAGCAUCCAGCUAUGUGCCUGUGAAGAGGAACCCAUCCAAAAUGGAUCCUAAAGAAUCCACAAUUGAACCAGGACCUUCAGACUCAAAGAGGAUCCAACAGAGACUGGGAAGUGGACCUGGAUCUGAACCCAGCCAUGCGUCCGACAGAAGUGACUAUUCAACAGAUUUUAAUCCUGACUUCAAAGACAUCAGUUCAGGAGUGGAACAGAUCCCACAGAGACUGGGAAGUGGACCUGGAUCUGAACCCAGCCUUGCGUCCGACAGAAGUGACGAGUCAAAAGAUAAUAAUCCUGCCUUCGAAGACAGCAGUUCAGGAGUGGAACAAGUGGACCAGCAGAGCUCAGAGACUCCCAGUGGUCCAUCUGUCCAGCAGGAUCAAACACAGCUGGACUCCAUAUUUAUGCUGCUAGAGGACAACAUUGUCACUUUUGUGAAGAAGGAAUUGAAGAAGUUUGAAAAGCUUCUGAUUCAGAGAGAGGAUGAUGAGGAGUUGGAGGGUGAAGAUGAAGAACAGAAGAGCAGCAGAGAGUCACUGAUGAAGAUCACAGAGAACUUCCUGAGGAGAAUGAAGCAGGAGGAGCUGGCUGAUCGACUGCAGAACAGAUUUUCUGAGGAAGUUUGUCGACAUAAAGUUCAAUCUGGAGUGAAGAAGAAGUUCCAAUGUGUGUUUGAGGGAAUCACUAAAGCAGGAAACCCAACCCUUCUGAAUGAGAUCUACACAGAGCUCUACAUCACAGAGGGAGGAACUGGAGAGCUGAAUGAAGAACAUGAGGUCACACAGAUUGAAGCAGCAUCCAGGAAAGCAGACAGAGCAGAAACAAGCAUCAGACAAGAAGAGCUCUUUCAACUCCCAGCUGGAAGACAAGAACCAAUCAGAACCGUGAUGACAAAGGGAGUGGCUGGCAUCGGGAAAACAGUCUUAACACAGAAGUUCACUCUGGACUGGGCUGAAGGCAAAGCCAACAAGAACAUCCACUUCAUAUUUCCAUUCACUUUCAGAGAGCUGAAUGUGCUGAAAGAGGAGAAGUUCAACUUGGUUAAACUUGUUCAUCACUUCUUCCCUGAGACCAAAGAAGCAGGAAUCUGUAGCUUUGAAGACUUCCAGAUCAUCUUCAUCUUUGAUGGUCUGGAUGAGUGUCGACUUCCUCUGGACUUCAGCAAGACUCAGAUCCUAACUGACCCUAGAAAGUCCACCUCAGUGGGUGAUCUGCUGACAAACCUCAUCAGGGGGAACCUGCUUCCCUCUGCUCGCCUCUGGAUAACCACACGACCUGCAGCAGCCAAUCAGAUCCCUGCUGAGUGUGUUGACAUGGUGACAGAGGUCAGAGGAUUCAAUGAUCCACAGAAGGAGGAGUAUUUCAGGAAGAGAUUCAGAGAUGAAGAUCAGGCCAAACAGAUCAUCUCCCACAUCAAGAGAUCCCGAAGCCUCCACAUCAUGUGUCACAUCCCAGUCUUCUGCUGGAUCACUGCUACAGUUCUGGAGGAUCUGCUGAAGAGCAGAGAGGGAGGAGAGCUGCCCAAGAGCCUGACUGAGAUGUACAUCCACCUCCUGGUGGUUCAGGCCAAAGUCAAGAAGGUCAAGUAUGAUGGAGGAGCUGAGACAGAUCCUCACUGGACUCCAGAGAGCAGGAAGAUGAUGGAGUCUCUGGGAAAACUGGCUUUUGAGCAGCUGGAGGAAGGAAACCUGAUCUUCUAUGAAUCCGACCUGACAGAGUGUGGCAUCGAUAUCAGAGCAGCCUCAGUGUACUCAGGAGUGUUCACACAGAUCUUUAGAGAGGAGAGAGGACUGUACCAGAACAAGGUGUUCUGCUUCAUUCAUCUGAGUGUUCAGGAGUUUCUGGCUGCUCUUCAUGUCCACCUGACCUUCAUCAACUCUGGAGUCAACCUCAUGGGAAAAAAACAAAAAAUGUAUUGGUUGUUGUCCUUUUUUGAGAAUAAUUCAGCCCAGUUCUACCAGAGUGCUGUGAACAAGGCCCUACAGAGUUCAAAUGGACACCUGGACUUGUUCCUCCGCUUCCUCCUGGGUCUUUCACUGCAGACCAAUCAGAAUCUCCUACGAGGUCUGUUGACACAGACAGGAAGUAGCUCACACACAAACCAGAAAACAGUCCAGUACAUCAAGGAGAAGAUCAGUGAGGAUCUAUCUGCAGAGAAAAGCAUCAACCUGUUCCACUGUCUGAAUGAACUGAAUGAUGGUUCUCUAGUGGAGGAGAUCCAACAGUUCCUGAGUUCAGGACGUCUCUCCACAGAUGAACUGUCUCCUGCUCAGUGGUCAGCUCUGGUCUUCAUCUUACUGUCAUCAGAGGAAGUACUAGAGGUGUUUGACCUGAAGAAAUACUCUGCUUCAGAGGAGGCUCUUUUGAGGCUGCUGCCAGUGAUCAAAGCCUCCAACAAAGCUAUACUGAGUGACUGUGACCUGUCAGAGAGAAGCUGUGCAGCUCUGUCCUCAGUUCUCAGCUCUAAGUCCUCCAGGCUUAGAGAUUUGGACCUUAGUGACAACAAAUGGCAAGAUUCAGGAAUUAAGCUUCUGUCUGCUGGCCUGGGGAGUCCAUAUUGUGAACUGGAGACUCUCAGGAUGAAGAACUGCAGUUUAUCAAAAAUCAGCUGUGAAAAUCUGGGCUCAGUACUGACGUCCAACCCGUCUAAUCUGAUAUAUCUGGAUCUGAGUGAGAACAACCUCCAGGAUUCAGGAUUUCUUCAUCUGCGUGUUUUUUUGGAGAGUCCAGACUGCAGACUGCAGACUCUGAGGUUGGAGAAAUGCAGUUUGUCAGAGAUCAGCUGUGAAGUUCUUGGAUCAGUACUGAGGUCCAACCCGUCUAACCUAAUGGAAAUAGACCUGAGUGAAAACAACCUGCUGGAUUCUGGAUUUCUUCAUCUGCGUGAUUUUCUGAACAGUCCAGAAAGGAAACUGAGGAUUCUGAGGUUAAAGAACUGCAGUUUGUCAAAGAUCAGCUGUAAAGCUCUGGGCACAGCUCUGAAGUCCAACUCAUAUAAUCUGACAGAACUGGACCUGAGCCAGAACAACCUCCUGGAUUCAGGAUUUCUUCAUCUGCGUGGUUUUCUGGAGAGUUCAAACUGUAGACUGCAGACUCUGAGGUUGAAGAAUUGCAGUUUGUCAGAGAUCAGCUGGGAAAAUCUGGGCUCAGCACUGAAGUCCAACCCGUCCAAUCUGACAGAUCUGGAUCUGAGCGGGAACAACCUCCAGGAUUCAGGAUUUCUUCAUCUGCGUGGUUUUCUGGAGAGUCCAGACUGCAGACUGCAAACUCUGAGGUUGGAGAAGUGCAGUUUCUCAGGGAUCAGCUGUGAAGUUCUAGGAUCAGCUCUGACAUCCAACCCGUACAAUCUGAAAGAACUGGACCUGAGCAUGAACAACCUGACAGAUUCAGGAUUCAACCAUCUGCGUGGUUUUCUCGAGAGUCCACACUGCAGACUGCAGACUCUGAGGUUGAAGAAAUGCAGUUUGUUAGAGAUCAGCUGUGAUGCUCUGGGCUCAGCUCUGAAGAGCAACCCGUCCAAUCUGAGGGAUUUGGACCUGAGUGGGAACAACCUGCAGGAUUCAGGAUUUCUUCAUCUGCGUGGUUUUCUGGAGAUUCCAGACUGCAGACUGCAGACUCUGAGGUUGGAGAAAUGUAGCUUGUCAGAGAUGAGCUGUGAAGUUCUUGGAUCAGCACUGAAGUCCAACCCAUCUAAUCUGAAAGAACUGGACCUGAGUGAGAAUGACCUGCAGGGUUUAGGUUUUGGUCAAUUGUGUGGUUUUCUGGGGAAUCCAAACUGCAGACUGCAGACUCUGAGGUUGAAGAACUGCCAAUUAUCAGAAAGCAGCUGUGAAGCUCUGGGCUCAGCUCUUAUAUCCAACCCAUCCAAUCUGACUGAACUGGGAUUGAGCAAUAACUUUCUAUGGGAUUCAGGAUUUCAUCAUCUGUGUAGUUUUCUGGAGAGUCCCAGUUGCAUACUGCAGACUCUGAGGUUAAACAGAUGCAGUUUAUCAAAGAUCAGCGGGGAAGUUCUAGGAUCAGCUCUGAAGUCCAACCCAUCCAAUCUGAGAGAACUGGACCUGAGUGAGAACAACCUGCAAGAUGCAGGUUUUGGUCAAUUGCGUGGUUUUCUGGAGAGUCCAAACUGCAGACUACACACUUUGAGGUUGGAGAACUGCAGUUUGACAGAGAUCAGCUGUGAAGUUCUAGGAUCAGCUCUGCAGUCCAACCCAUCCAAUCUGAUAGAACUGGACCUGAGCAGGAACAACCUGAAAGAUUCAGUUCUUCCUUUGUGUGGUUUCCUGGAGAGUCCAAACUGUAGACUGCAGACUCUGAGGUUGAAGAACUGCAGUUUGUCAAAGACCAGCUGUGAAAAUCUGGCCUCAUCUUUGAAGUCCAGCCCACACACUCUGACGGAACUGGACCUGAGCAAUAACGAUCUUCAAGAUUUGGGAUUUUACAAUCUGUGUUCUUUUCUAGAGAGUUCAUACAACAGACUAAAAACUCUGAGGUUGAGGGACUGCAGUUUGUCAAAGGACAGCUGUACUGCACUGGUCUCAGUUUUGAAGACCAACACGUCCUACCUGAAAGAAUUGGACCUGAGAGGAAACAACUACCUGCAGGAUUCUGAUGUUCAGCAGCUCCAGGAUCUGGUGAAGGUUCCAUACAUCAAACUGCAGACUCUGAGGUGGAAGUACUGAAGAAUCUAUCCUUUCUGGUGGUCAGCAGAGAAGAUGUGACUGAAUGGUGUUCCUGUAAGGAAUUGGAAGAAAUGAGAAUGAGUGUCAGUGGCAGCAUGAACUGAUCUGAAAUCAGCUUCACUGUCUCUCUCAGCAUCAAGUGUACAGCUAUUGUGCGGCUGCUCCCCUGAUGGACUGAUUGAAAACUCCCUUUUGUCUUCUCAUUCCCAUCUCAGAAGUCAUUUCUCAUGUUUCUUGGACUCCUUCAUGUCUUUGUACCACAGAGUAGACCAGCAUUCUCUGAACAUCCUUCAGCUGGUCCAGAAAGCAGCAGCAUGGCUGCUGACCAAAAAAAAACCACACUACAAAAUUUUUGGGCUCGUGAUUCUCCAUCUUUGUGCAGCUUUCGUCUCUGUUCUUCAUGUUUGAUCUUUACCAGACCUUUCAGAACCACACACACAGUGGACAGAGGUCAUCUAAUCAAAGGCUGCUGCUAGUAUCCCAGAACCAACAGGUCAUUUUCUCUAGAAGCCACAAAGUCUGAAAUACUGUAGAACUGGAAUUUCAGUGAGACCUUAAAAGUUCAAAGGGCAUUCAUUCUUUUUUAUUUAAAACAGCAGAUUAUCAUUUUGUGUAAUAGUUUUCUAUUUUUUUCUGUUGCUGAGAAAUUUUUAAAAUGUAUUGAGUUUAGUAUUUUUCAAAAUGCUGUUCUGAUUUUGUUGAUCUACUAAUAUUUCUUUAUUUUUGUUUCACUUUUUAAAUCAUGAUUUUCUUUUUCAGCCCUUUUAAAACUUUGAAGAAGUCUUUCCAGCAUCAUGGAGCUGACAUCCUCCCAGUGCUAUUUGUAGAAGCGCUGAGCAGAAUGAGGAAGGAAACCUUUUCUUCUAAAUGUGAAGAAACAGAUGUUUGUCUGAGUGCCUGAAGAAAAAAGGCACUCUGACAAAGAGACAAUAAAAAAUAUAGCUAAAAAGAAAUUAUCAGUCACAGGGAACUCAGACAAAACGUAAAUAAUAAUGGUUUUUUUUUUUUGCUUGUUAAAUUUUCCAAAACAUCAUGUUCUUUUAUUCAUCAUGAAAUACUAUCUCUAUUUGUAUAUACGUUUUUUAUGUUAUCCCUGUUAUAUUUUUUAUACAUUUUUCUUCUAUUACCUUGUGUGAGUAUUCUGACUACACUAUUCAAUGAUCUGACCAAUGAUCUGUCAUUGGUCGAAACAGGGUCUGGUGAUGUGCAGAAGGACACUCUCCAGUUCCCCCUAUGAAGAGCUCUGUGUCAGAAAGCAGCCUAUAGAUGCAGGCUGCCAAACACAGGACUCUCACCUAGGGGGCCCUUUUUCCGGCACAACAUCAGCCCUCACCAACUUUGGUCCACUUCUGCUUUGAAGCUCUCCCUGUUGAAUAAAAUGCAGCUUGGAGCUGGUGGUGGUUUUUGGCUCAUUGGGGGAUUUUUUCAAGUUUAAUACUUUUUAUAUGACAAUUUUUAUCUGUGAAAUAAUGCCAUAACACAUGAGUAUAGUUGUAUAUAAUUUCUAAGUAAUAAUUGUUAAAAAAAAAAAAAAAAAAGCAUGAGUAGUAUUUGCUGAAUGAUCACACUUACAAUGUGCUAUUUUUAACAAGUGGUGCCAUUUGUCUUAAAAUUUAAAUCAACUUGUUACUGUAACAAUCCAAAAAAUCAAACUCUGCACUUGUUCUAAGUCUUUUCAAUCUGCUGCAGCCAGAGACUGGAAUGACUUACAAAAAACCUUUAAGAUUGGACACUUAUUUAAUAAGCAGAUUUUAAAGCCAAUCCUAAUUAACAUUUUAAAGGGUAACCAAACCCUAAGUUGACUUGUUUUGUUUGUGGAUCUCUUUAAAUGAGACUUUAAAAGUGCUGUCUGUUGGUCCUUGCCAUAUUUUGGACACAUUAAAA
This is a messenger RNA of Oryzias melastigma (Indian medaka), 6987 nucleotides long. Its product is annotated as NACHT, LRR and PYD domains-containing protein 12-like. The coding region runs from base 109 to 5103 and encodes 1664 amino acids. NCBI's taxonomy places the organism in Eukaryota, Metazoa, Chordata, Actinopteri, Beloniformes, Adrianichthyidae. The transcript is spliced from 24 exons. Gene Ontology annotation, molecular function: protein binding. The record is from RefSeq and is a predicted model, not a curated record.